CCAAAAUGAUGUAACCACGUCAGGGUUACGUCCGGAAGUUGUUAGCUUAGCUUUGGUGCUAUCUUAAACUUGUGACAGAGUUCAGCAGCAGCAGGCAGUCUCUGAGCUGUGGACAUGGCUGUAGACUGGAUUGGGUUCAGUUAUGCUGUUCUGGUGUCUGCAGGAGGAAUUAUAGGCUUUGUGAAAGCAGGCAGCAGCACCUCUCUGGUCGCAGGGCUCCUGUUUGGCCUUCUGGCUGCUGUCGGUGCUUAUCUGGCAUCUCAAAAUCCCAAGAAUGUCUGGCUUUCACUAGGCACCGCGGGAACUCUGGCCGUGGUGAUGGGACUGAGGUUUCUCAACUCCUGGAAGUUCAUGCCAGCUGGUUUAAUGACUUUAACAAGUGUACUGAUGCUGCUGAAGAUCAUCGUUGGAAUGCCGAAGAAACCAUAUAAAUCUUGAAAAUGUUUAAAUAUACUUUUCUGUGUGUCUGUACAUAUUCUUGACCAAACUAAAUCUAAUUUGUACUCCA
This is a messenger RNA of Morone saxatilis (striped sea-bass), 508 nucleotides long. Its product is annotated as transmembrane protein 14C-like. Bases 115 to 438 code for a protein of 107 amino acids. The record is from RefSeq and is a predicted model, not a curated record. Lineage: Eukaryota; Metazoa; Chordata; Actinopteri; Moronidae. The transcript has 5 exons. Gene Ontology annotation, cellular component: mitochondrial membrane. Gene Ontology annotation, biological process: regulation of heme biosynthetic process.